AAUCAAUCCCAGCCCUGACGCCCUGACAGUCAAGCCAAGACAAGUCAAGCAAGCGCUACCAGAUUCGAAAAAGUCGUCAGCGCAUCCACCAGCAUCCACAGUGAGCGCAUCAGCAGCAUCAGCAGCAUCAGUUCAAGAUCUCAUUUCGAAUCGUCCGGUACCUCAGCUGGUCGUUCGUGCCUUCUUCAGUUUCCGGUCGUGCACCUUCAUGGACAGCGACAGCAGGGAGGCGCUGUCUCCCACGCCUGGAUGCCCUGGUCUGGGACUGAUCCCUGUGCCAUCUCUCACACCGGAGACACCCACCUGGCCUGUCGGACGCAGGUAUCUGUCCGACUCCCUUGAGUUCACACCAUUGGAGGACACCCGGCAGAUCACAUUCGUGGACAUCUCCAUUACGCCGGAGGCUGGCAAUCCUUCAUUGCCAGAUUCCAGCCUGGCCACUUGCACAGGUGUCGGGACAACACCGGUGCAACUGCUGACGUUUUCUCCUGGGAGCGAGGCUUCGGCGUCUCCCGCCUGCCGCGACCUGCUGGGGGACACCUUCUGGGUCAAUGGGUCUUGUGGUGAUGCCCAGAAGGGCGCCAACAUCCAGACGCCUGCUGCGGUGCCGGCUACAAGGGAUGCAAACUGCACUUUCUCGCUGUGCUCGUUUGUCAAGAAAGACGGCAGUACACCCACCGACAACGUCAAGCAGCCGUCCCUUGCCCCAGAUGACCCAUCUUGGAUGUGCAGCGACAUUUCACCGGGAAUCUCUAGCAGAGGCAAUGAUGCUGCCACAGUUCCAACCCAAGUCGACAAGUCUUCCCACGUGGACACGUCGGACUUCUCCUUUCCAAGCUCUCUGAACUGUACGGUGCUGCAGUGCCUGAACCCUGCAACGAAAGAGCCGAUCGACGUUGCUCUGCCACUGGAGGAGCUGCCAGCAGUGCCUUCCAGCAUCCCCCUUGGACUUCCCUUGAAGACUUUGGCGGAAGCAACUUUCUCCAAACCAGACAAUGGAGGCGAGGCUCUGUGCGACUCUGGGAAUCUGGACGUUGCAGUUGCUUUGGAUGGGACAUUUUCGGUGUCCUUUACAACUUCUGAAGUCGCACCACAGCUUCCUGCCAUGGAGGCGUGCGAAAAUUCUGCCAUCGAGGAUGUUGGUGUGCCAGCGGAAUCUGGUGCCACUUUCAUGGCAUCUCCUGCUCCCGCAGUAGACCGACCGAAGCUGGAACAGACGAGGGCGAUGGCGCCGGCACAUUUUCUAAACUCCUCCUUAACGGUGUCCCACAAUAUUGUGGAAGAGGCGUCGGGAUCGUCCCAUCCGAAUGAGGCUGCUUGCAAGGGGGGCGGCACAGAGGACGAAGCCGGCUGUCCGGCAGCGAGGGAGUGCCAAGAUGGCUUCACCGAGGAGGCUGACCUAGAGGCAGAGCGUCGCAUCUCCUUCACGGUGCCUUCAGCAUCUGCGACAGAAGAGCUGGAAAAAGGCGGACCGGCGGGGGAGGACGUCGGCGCGGCACUUGUUGGAGCCGGCAGAGUGUGCGGAACGGCAAUCUCGGAUGCCACAUUCAUUGAGUCUCUUGAGACCCGGGGAACUGUGGCAAGCCGUCUUGUUGCUGACGUGAGGGCCUCUGCCUCGCCUCUCGGUCCCCAACAGUCUCGGCCGACUGCGGAAGACAAUGGUACGGUGCCCGUCGUAGCGGACGAGGUGGGCGAUGCCGUUGUCUCGGAUGCCACAUUCACUGAGCCUUCGAAGGUUUCGGGAAUCGUGGCCGGCCGUCCCGUUGCCGGUGCCAAGGCGGAUGCCGCUUCUGGAGUGCCCGCCCCGCCGCUCGGUUCCCAGCGGUCUUUGCCGGCGCCUCGACUGAGGACGAAGCUGCAGCCUGGAAAGGGUCAGCCGGCCGGGGUUGUCCCAGCAAAAAGGGGCACAGGUAUCUCUGGCAGACAGUCUUUACUGCCUACCGGUGGGGCUGCCAAGACUGCUGGCAGGGGGUUGCAGAGGAAGUCUCUGGCAGUCCCCUCCCAGCGCCCCUUGCGUCCCCUGCAGCAGACGUUGCCGUCCAGGCAGAGACAGGCCCCCUCUGCCGACGCACCUGCAGCCGGAGCGACGUCGGCUUCGUCCACUGCCACGCAUGCAGUUCCGGCCACCCACGUACAGCAGAGGGUGCUGGCGCGGCCGACUGCGACGCAACGGCUGGCUUUUCGGCCCGCCAUCCAGCCGCCUGGGAGCCUUCUGCCAAGGGUGGCUGCCGCACCGACGCAGUCGCGGCUGGUCCCCGUCAGGGCAACGGGUGCUGCAACGACCCGCCGGUCCAUGGUGCCCCCCCCAUCUCGUGGCCAGAGGGUGCUUGGCGGGCUCCCGCCGGCCGCUGCUCCCACUCCCCCUCCUUCGGUGGUGAGGGCAUCAACACCACUGGGGCUGCGUCGUCCUCCAAGUCCCAGCGAUGUCAAUCUCCCGACACCCAUAACAAAGAUGUGAUCCAUGGAUUCCAUUUUCUGCUUUUAAAUCUUAAUGUAUUAAUAAAUGUUCUUUUUUAGUCCCGCAUACCAUUUCGAGGAUUUAGCGAUAUGCACUUGACUGGGCUCCACCGAUUAUAUCUAUUUUCAAUUUUACCGUCCUCAAUUUCAUCAGGACAUGCAAGUUUUAUUUUAGAUCUGUACAUAUUUUUUAUGUUAUUAAAUUUGUGCUAGAGAAGUUUUU
This is a messenger RNA of Ixodes scapularis (black-legged tick), 2680 nucleotides long. RefSeq lists its product as uncharacterized. The record is from RefSeq and is a predicted model, not a curated record. The coding region runs from base 209 to 2458 and encodes 749 amino acids. The transcript is spliced from 15 exons. Lineage: Eukaryota; Metazoa; Arthropoda; Arachnida; Ixodida; Ixodidae.